Messenger RNA from Bursaphelenchus xylophilus (pine wood nematode), 2407 nucleotides. Lineage: Eukaryota; Metazoa; Nematoda; Chromadorea; Rhabditida; Aphelenchoididae. The record is from the annotation of a GenBank genome assembly.
AUGCCUUCUAAGAGUCGGGGUGAAAGUUCAUCGAAUCUUGAGAAAUCCAGUGAUCAUUCGCCAAACGAAGAUUCAAAUGGAUAUUUGGACAAGAAAAGUGGGAUGGGCUGGGUGGUAACUGGGCUAUUUGUGGCCGGGGAACUCGCCGGUGCUGGGAUGAUUGCACUACCAUUGUCUGUCAGAGCUCUCGGUAAGUUUUGAGGAUUAGUAUUCAACGUAUUUUAGGUUUCUAUUUCGGUAACGCUUUCCUCCUUCUUUCUGGUUGUAUGGCUGCUUACACUUCCAUAAUUUUGGGUCGAUCCUGGCUGAUUGUUCAGAAACAUUGGCCAGAGUAUCGUCAUCAUUGUCGAGAUCCCUACGCUCAGAUUGGCUUCCGGUCUUAUGGGGUGUGGAUGAAGUAAUUUUAGUGCCUCCAGGGCUGUAAAUAAUUUAAUUUUCUAUUCCAGACGUCUAGUUGAGAUCAGUGUUAACCUUGGGAUGUUCGGGAUGGCCGUGAUUUUUGUGGUGGUGAGCUCGAAAAAUGUGAAUGAUGCUGUCAAACAAUUCGCUGCUCUCAAGUUGGAUUAUUGCUUUGCGGCGGUCAUCAUAACUAUGAUCAUCACUCCAUUCACAAUGCUGAAAUCACCCAAGGACUUCUGGUAAGGAAUUGGCAGCUUGAUUUUUUGCAAUUGGAGUAUAAAUUUGUCACGGAACAUCUAAAAAUUUUUAUUGUUUAUGUUGUUCUAGGUGGGCAAUGAUGCUGAGUAUUGGUUGUACAAUCGCUGCGGUUAUUUUGGCAUUUUGCGGGGCCACCAGCGACUUGAGAACAUGCGAUGACACCUUGACUGUGCCACACUUUGAAUACACGGCAGCAUUUACAAGUCUGGGAAAUGUAAUGCUGGCUUAUGGAGGGCACGCUUGUUUCCCAACCAUUCAAAACGAUAUGAGACAGCCACAGAAGUUCGGGCUCGCCUCUAUUUUGGCUUAUUUUAGUGAGUUUUUCCGUAUUUUUUUUUAUUUUUAAUGAAAUUAAUGAAUGGAAUAUUUUUUUUACAGUAAUCACAAUGUUAUACUCUCCAAUUUCUUUGGUCGCAAAUUUGGCAUACAAUGCCAAUUUGGCUCCUUCCGUGAUAAAUAAUCUUCAAAUUGAGUGGAUUCAGGAGUCGGUCAACAUCUUGAUUACUGUCCAUUGCAUUACCACUGUAAUUUUGGUGAUGAAUCCGGUCAUGCAAACUGUGGAGGAGAUCAUGGGAGCUCCGGAUGGUAAAUUUGUUCAAAAAAAGUUUGUAAGGAAGAAUGAGCUCGAAAAAAAUUUGCACCGUGCAUCCGGCCCAAAAAGGCGCUUGCACAGUGCAUUUUUGCUUUGUUUUGGUUUGCGUCGCGCGCGAUUUCCAUUUUUCGCAGCGACAAAUCAAUUUUUCGGGGUGCGACAGAUUUUUGGGGGCGCCAAAAAUUCUCAGGACUUUUUCGCCGCCUGUUCAGCGAUAUUUGCAGACGAGAGAGUAGGCUAAAUGCGGAGAGUGACCAGACAAAAAUAUUUUUGGAUUAUAUCUCUGCCAGUUUUGUGUGGCAAUGAAUUAUCUCCUGUAGAAAUGGAACUGGAGCUUUUUAUGACAGGACUGGAAAAAAUUGUCGAAUUGUGGUCAUCGUUCGUCCUAAAAAUCUCGGUUGUUUCUGCAAAGCGCUCGUUAAAAAUCCAGAAUUUACGUUUGAAAAACAUAGACUAAAUUUACGUGAAAUUUCAUUAAAAUUUGAGCUUGACACUUUAAAAAAAUCAAUUUCAAUGAUAACUGCGUUUUGUAGACUUCGGCUUCCAUCGAAUUGUAAUCCGCAGUGGGAUGAUGCUCCUGCUCCUCAUCGUUGUCGAAACUUUCCCUGAGUUUGCUCCAUUGAUGGGUCUGGUCGGUGGAUUUGCCUUCAGCACCACUUCGUUCCUUUUUCCAGUCCUAUUUUAUCUUCAAUUGAAUGUUUUGGAUCAAAAGAUGGUCCGAAUUGAGAACAUUCGAGCCAGAGAAGAGGAAUCGGAAAGCAGCAGCGGGAAAACAAUGGUAAUAUGCAAGUUUGGGCUUGUGGAGAGCCUCAGCAUGACGAGCUGGCCACAUCUUAUUGCUAUCGGCGGGAUAUUUGGUAAUCAAUUUUGAGAUUUUUUGGCAAAAUUGCAGUAAAAAUCAUAUUAUUUAAAAAAAAAAUUUUGCUUUUUUUGAUGACAUUUCCUUUUUCAGUGAUCUCUUUCUUCAUUAUGAUUGUCGCCACACUUUUUGCGAUCAACGAUUUGGCCACGGCGUCCUUCAAAAUGCCCUGUUAUUUACGAUGGAUCAAAGAUUGGGAGGAUGAAGGGGAUGUGGUCGAUGUGACCCCUGUUUAUUGUUGUGGAAAGUUUUCGAAUAUCACUUUGGAACCUCAAUGCAUCAAAAAGAAUUUUUAUUGA